AAGUAAAUGUGCUGUCAUGGAAGCGGACAACAAGUUCUGUAUUUUUAUGAGCGCCUUCUGAAAUUCUAACAACCAUCUUAAAAAUGGCUUUGGUGAUUCUCUUCCAGAUUACGACAGUCUUAUUAUAUGCUACCAGAUCAGCUGGAGCAAUUUCUUGUUAUAUCUGCGAUUACACUGCCGCAGAUACUUGCGAAUACGAAUCGGAAUAUCGAUUAGUCGACUGUUCUGAAUUUUGGGCCGAUAGCAGGUAUUGCUUGACCUUUAACGGGACCAGGAAAUCAGUAGCACGGGACACCGACAAAGUGACAAUCUCUACAGGACUACAUCGAGCGUGUCAGCGGGAAGCGGAUGUGGAGAUUUAUGGACUUUACGAUGUGGAGCCGGGCUGCCGAACGCUUCAUGUACUGAACCAGAACAGUAGUCUGUACAGCAAUUUUUUCUAUGAUGGAAGUUUAUGUCUUUGCGAAGAAGAUGGAUGCAACAGCGGUUCAAAAAUGUUUGGCGGUUAUCUUUCAAAUUUUAUCUGGUCGACUGCAUUACUGGCUUAUUUAUCAGCCUUUGCACGCCUGUGAAUUCUA
Messenger RNA from Paramacrobiotus metropolitanus, 578 nucleotides. RefSeq lists its product as uncharacterized. The transcript is spliced from 3 exons. Lineage: Eukaryota; Metazoa; Tardigrada; Eutardigrada; Parachela; Macrobiotidae. The coding region runs from base 84 to 572 and encodes 162 amino acids. The record is from RefSeq and is a predicted model, not a curated record.